CUCUUGACCGAAAUCAUAACGAAAUUUUCAACGUCGGCACUGCAAACAAACUCGAUCACUUGAAACUAACUCAGUCGAAGAUUCAGUUUUCAGAUUCCCAUUUCAUUUCCGCGCCAAAGAACAAAACCCUAAAAAAUGGAGUCCCACGGCGGAGGACCCCUCCGUUCCCGCAGCUCCCAGUCCCCUUCUCCCUCCCACUCCGCCUCCGCCUCCGCCACCUCCUCCAUCCACAAGCGCAAGCUCGCGUCUGAGGACCACGCGCCUCCCUUCCCUCCGUCCUCCUUCUCCGCCGACACCCGCGACGGCGCCCUCACCUCCAACGACGACCUCGAGAGCAUCUCCGCCCGCGGCGCCGACUCCGACUCCGACGAUGACUCCGAGGACGCCGUCGUCGACGACGACGAGGACGACUACGGCAACGACAACGACUCCUCCAUUCGGACCUUCACCGCCUCCAGGCUCAGCAACCCUCCCUCCGCUCCCCGCAACACCAAGCUCAAGACCGAAAUCUCCACCGUCAAAAUUGAGAAUUCUGACGGCGCCAAAGACGCCGUAGUCGGAGCUUGUGCCGCCGCUUCCGCGGGAUCGGUCCCCGGGAUUGUGGUUAAGGAGGACCCGACUAAGAUUUUUACUGAUAAUUUGCAAACGAGUGGGGCUUACACUGCCAGGGAAGAGAGUCUCAAGAAAGAGGAGGAAGCAGGAAGGCUCAAAUUUGUAUGCCUAUCAAACGAUGGUGUUGAUGAGCAUAUGGUUUGGUUGAUUGGAUUGAAGAAUAUAUUUGCUAGGCAGCUUCCCAAUAUGCCCAAGGAGUACAUUGUCCGACUUGUUAUGGAUAGGAGCCAUAAGUCUGUAAUGGUUAUAAGGCGUAAUCAUGUUGUUGGAGGCAUUACAUAUCGCCCAUAUGCUAGUCAGAAGUUUGGUGAGAUAGCCUUUUGUGCAAUUACAGCUGAUGAGCAAGUAAAGGGUUAUGGUACCAGAUUGAUGAAUCACUUAAAACAAUAUGCACGGGAUAUGGAUGGGCUGACACAUUUUCUCACAUACGCUGACAAUAAUGCUGUUGGCUAUUUUAUCAAGCAGGGAUUUACAAAAGAGAUUCACUUGGAGAAAGAUCGAUGGCAAGGUUAUAUAAAGGAUUAUGAUGGAGGAAUUCUCAUGGAAUGCAAGAUUGAUCCAAAACUCCCGUACACUGAUUUGUCAACUAUGAUCCGUCGUCAAAGGCAGGCAAUUGAUGAAAAAAUCAGAGAGCUAUCAAACUGUCACAUCGUUUAUGCUGGAAUUGAUUUUCAGAAGAAAGAAGCUGGUAUUCCUAAAAAAAUUAUUGAUGACAUCCCUGGUUUGAGAGAGGCUGGAUGGACUCCUGAUCAGUGGGGUCAUUCACGAUUCAGAACUUUAAAUGUUUCUACUGACAAUGCUACUAAUCAGAAACAUUUGAAUGGGUUUAUGCGUUCACUUCUAAAGUCAAUGUUCGAUCAUGCUGAUGCUUGGCCAUUCAAGGAGCCAGUUGAUGCUCGGGAUGUCCCUGAUUAUUAUGACAUCAUCAAAGAUCCAAUGGAUUUGAAGACAAUGUCUAAGAGGGUGGAUUCAGAGCAAUAUUAUGUAACAUUUGAGAUGUUUGUUGCGGAUGCCAGAAGAAUGUUUGCGAAUGCACGCACCUAUAAUUCUCCAGAAACCAUUUAUUACAAAUGUUCUACAAGGUUAGAAGCCCACUUUCAAAGCAAAGUGCAAGCGGGCCUCCAGCCUGGUACCAAAAUUCAGUAGGGGCACUUCAAUAGACACGAAGAUGUUAUUUAUGUAUAGUUAAUUUUUUCCAUAGUCCCAAACUAAUUUAAUAUUAUUUCAUAGUAGUUGUUACUUUAGCCAAUGCUGCCAUCCGGCGUUAUACCUGUUAGUCUUGUGUGCUAGGCAAACAGUCAGUUGAUCCAUAUCAUUAAUUCUAUCGUGGGAUAAAACUAGGUGAUAGGCUGGUUGUUAACAUAGUCACUCUAAUUGUAUGUUCUCAUCCUUCUUCAUUGGAAUUUGUUUUUAAAUUGGAAGGUAAAUUCUUCUCCCUGAUUCCGAAUGAUCUUUUGUAAUUAUUGGUACCACCUUCUUCCCACAUCUUUUGAUGUUUUUGCUUUGUA
Molecule: messenger RNA, 2120 nt
Organism: Glycine soja
Lineage: Eukaryota; Viridiplantae; Streptophyta; Magnoliopsida; Fabales; Fabaceae
Product: histone acetyltransferase GCN5-like
Exons: 13
Coding region: 136-1758 (540 amino acids)
Biological process (GO): positive regulation of transcription by RNA polymerase II; chromatin remodeling
Cellular component (GO): histone acetyltransferase complex
Molecular function (GO): histone H3 acetyltransferase activity; protein binding
Source: RefSeq, a predicted model, not a curated record